Acanthaster planci (crown-of-thorns starfish) is the source of this 1702-nucleotide messenger RNA. It is a transcript of the gene rack1, whose product is annotated as receptor for activated C kinase 1. NCBI's taxonomy places the organism in Eukaryota, Metazoa, Echinodermata, Asteroidea, Valvatida, Acanthasteridae. The record is from RefSeq and is a predicted model, not a curated record.
GACUAUCCACGGUCUCUUUUCACGGCUCCUCUCAGCCGAAGCACCAGCAGCCGAGUUUGCGGCCUCAAAAAUCCGUCGUCAUCCUCGAUAUAGACGGAUCCAAAAAUCAUGACCAUGAAUGAAAAAGUGAUAAUGAAGGGUACCCUCAAGGGUCACAAUGGAUGGGUCACCCAAAUCGCCACCACGCCGUCAUUUCCGGACAUUGUUCUGUCAUCAUCGAGAGACAAGUCCAUCAUCAUGUGGAAGCUGACGCGUAGCGAGAACAACUACGGUUUUGCCAACAAGCGGCUCACGGGCCAUAGCCACUUUGUCUCGGACAUCGUGAUGUCAUCGGAUGGCCAGUUUGCGCUCUCCUGCUCCUGGGACAAGACGCUUCGCCUGUGGGAUCUUGGAAGUGGGAAGACCACACGAACCUUUGUCGGCCACACCAAGGACGUGCUGAGUGUUGCCUUCUCCCAGGACAACCGACAGAUCGUCUCGGGGUCCAGGGAUAAGACCAUCAAGCUGUGGAACACGCUAGGAGUGUGCAAGUACACCAUUCUGCAGGAGGACAACCACAAGGAGUGGGUCAGCUGCGUUCGUUUCUCCCCCAACACCGUCAAUCCCAUCAUCGUCUCGUCUGGCUGCGACAAGGUCGUCAAGGUCUGGAAUCUGACCAACUGUAAGCUGAAGACCAACCAUUACGGCCACACUGGAUUCCUGAACUGCGUGACUGUGUCCCCCGACGGCUCCCUGUGCGCCUCUGGAGGGAGGGACGGCCAGGCAAUGCUGUGGGACCUCAACGAGGGUAAGCACCUGUACACUCUAGACGGUGCCGAUGAGAUCAGCGCUCUCUGCUUCAGCCCCAACCGGUACUGGCUCUGCGCCGCUACGGGACCCACCAUCAAGAUCUGGGACUUGGAGGAGAAGUGCAUCGUGGACGAACUGAAGCCGGAGGUGAUCAACCCCAACUCCAAGGCUCCGCCCCUGAGCUGCCUGUGCAUGGCCUGGUCGGCCGACGGCCAGACGCUCUUUGCUGGCUACACCGACAACACCAUCCGCGUCUGGCAAGUGUAUCAACUCAAGCAGUAGUCUCCCCCCCUCAAGUGGUGGGUCAGCUCUGGCCUGACAGAUUUUGGUUCGCAGUCAAAGAUUUCUGAUCAGUUAAUGUGGAAUAAAUGUUAAUUUCAAUGUGAAAAGGGGGCCUGUGCAUAUCUCAAUCAGCUUUUCAAAUAAUACUUAUCUUCUGGGGCCUAACAAACUGUUAUUUUAUGGAAUUCUACCAAUGUUUGGGGCCCAAAGGCAAAUACCUGUGUCUUUUUGUAUGCAACAUAGUACAAACCAAAUGUAUCCUUGAAUUGAGGCUAACGUUUCACCAGUGGGGAUAUUUUCAAAGUGGAAUGUGACAUCCAUCAUUUAAGCAAUCUUUCGAAGUGCAUGUUUUUCUUUCAAAUAAUGUAAUUUGAUGAAUCUAACUGAUAACGUAAGAUGGAGAAAAUUGUCUCUGAAAUCUUUGACUGUGACUGUGUCACAGUACAACACAAGCAGAGGGCCGGAAAGUGAACAUUUGUCAAGACGUCAAGUUGAUGCCAGAAAAUUUCCUCACGGCUCUUGAAGGAGCCUGCAAGACUUGCUGAGAGAUUGUAUAAAAAAUAAAAGCAAGAAACUUGGAUUUUCCAAGAAUAAAAUUUAAAAAGUGACACUCGGAGAGUGUCCCAAACAG